Molecule: messenger RNA, 201 nt
Organism: Racocetra persica
Lineage: Eukaryota; Fungi; Glomeromycota; Glomeromycetes; Diversisporales; Gigasporaceae
Source: the annotation of a GenBank genome assembly
AUGCUCGAAGGUUCUAUUGCAAAAAAAAGACAAUCACUGUUCGAAUUACACAAAGACUAUGACAUAAUUGAGCUUUGGAAAUUGCCUGGUGUUCCGCAACAUUUGGUUUAUCUCGAUGACAAAAGAAGUGUGAUCAAUAAGGAUUAUAGCAAUGAUGUUGAAAGAAUUCAAUUAGUUGAAAGAGGGAUAAUAUUGAUAUAA